This is a messenger RNA of Orbilia oligospora ATCC 24927, 360 nucleotides long. RefSeq lists its product as uncharacterized. The coding region runs from base 1 to 360 and encodes 119 amino acids. Gene Ontology annotation, biological process: transcription by RNA polymerase II; RNA polymerase II preinitiation complex assembly. The transcript has 4 exons. Gene Ontology annotation, molecular function: protein heterodimerization activity. The record is from RefSeq and is a predicted model, not a curated record. Gene Ontology annotation, cellular component: transcription factor TFIID complex. NCBI's taxonomy places the organism in Eukaryota, Fungi, Ascomycota, Orbiliomycetes, Orbiliales, Orbiliaceae.
AUGGAACCAAGAAAUGAAGGCACUCGAAGAGGCCCGCGGCCUCAAAGACGCCAGCCUUUCUUCUCUAAGGACUUGAAAGUUAUCAUGUACGCGUUUGGAGAUGAUUUCCAACCUUUCACAGAAAGUGUCAAUACCCUCGAUGAAAUCGUUACGGAAUACAUCAUUGAAAUGUGCCAUGAAGCUGCAAAAUCUGCGUCGCACGCCCGACGGAACAAGAUCAAAGUAGAUGACUUCAAGUUCGCGCUUCGCCGGGAUCCAAGAAAACUUGGGAGAGUUGAGGAAUUGCUUGCGAUGACCAAAGUAAUCCAGGAUGCACGCAAGCAAUUUGACGAAACUGGCACUACCAUCAAUCCUAGAUAG